AUGUUAUCCCAAUUAACCAGAAAUAUUGCCAGACCGCAGUUUGUGCGUACAUUUAGAACGUCGAUGCCUUCAUUUGUGGCAGUCGGGGAUAAGAUCCCAAGCACUACAUUAUUCGAAUCAUCGCCAGGUAACAACGUCAAUCUUGCCGAAGAAACCAGCAACGGUAAGUCAGUUAUCAUUGGUGUUCCAGGAGCAUUUUCUCCAGCAUGUUCGUCCUCGCAUGUACCAGGAUUUUUGAGUAAAUUACGUGAUUUCAACAAUAAAGGAUACCAAAAGUUCUUCAUUGUUUCAGUUAACGAUGCAUUCGUCAUGAAAGCAUGGGGUAGCCUGUUGUUAGGGAAUAUUGAUGGAGACCAAAUUUCAUUUUUGGCUGAUCCUCAGGCGGAAUUUGUCUCUGCACUUGACUUGAAGUUUGAUGCCACUAAGGCCUUCGGAAACGAAAGAUCCAAGAGAUACGCUUUGUUAGUGGAAGAUGGUAAGGUCACGGAGACAUUUGUGGAACCAGAUAACAUCAGUGUUGAUGUUUCUGAUGCCGAAAAGGUCUUAUCUCAAAUUUAG
This is a messenger RNA of Debaryomyces hansenii CBS767, 558 nucleotides long. RefSeq names its product Trp99p (gene TRP99). Lineage: Eukaryota; Fungi; Ascomycota; Pichiomycetes; Serinales; Debaryomycetaceae. The record is from RefSeq and is a predicted model, not a curated record. Gene Ontology annotation, molecular function: thioredoxin peroxidase activity. The transcript has a single exon. Gene Ontology annotation, cellular component: peroxisome; cytosol; mitochondrion. Bases 1 to 558 code for a protein of 185 amino acids. Gene Ontology annotation, biological process: cell redox homeostasis; hydrogen peroxide catabolic process; cellular response to oxidative stress.